AUGAACCUCUAUAAUCUACUAUUCCCUCUUGUGUUGUUCUGGCAAUUCCACCUGGCGUCAGCUUACAAAUUUUUAAGAUCCAACACCUUGUUGACAUGUAUGGAAAAUUCGCAAUUCACAUCAACGCUUUUCGACGUUUACUAUUAUCCUCAUAAUUCAACUGCAGUCUUCACAGUCGAUGGUUCAUCAUCCCUCACAGGUAACUUGAAGGCCCAAUAUGAACUAGUGGUGUAUGGAUUGUCUGUUUAUACAGGUAGUUUAAAACUUUGUUCCUUGAAUGUCAAAACAUUAUGUCCCAUAACUUCUGGUCACAUCAAUAUAGAAGGUUCCUACAGCGUUGGAACCGAUUUGACAGAUCAGAUCCCAAGCGUUGCUUAUUCGAUUCCAGAUUUAGAUGCUUAUGUGUUGGUCAAAAUUUAUGACGCCGACGAUACCUCAAUGGAGACUCCUUUGGCAUGUAUUAAAGCCGAAGUGACAAAUGGUAAAACGGUCCAAACAAGAUAUGCCGGCUGGCCAAUUGCUUGUAUCUCUGGGUUUGGGCUAAUUGUUUCGUCCUUUGUUUCCAUCAUGGGCCAUUCUACUACGGCUGCCCAUAUUGCCUCAAAUGCCGCCUCCUUGUUUAUUUACUUUCAAAACUUGGCAAUCAUGGCGAUGAUGGGUGUUGCAAGGGUGCCGCCAAUUGCCGCAUCAUGGGCACAAAAUUUUAUGUGGUCCUUGGGUAUUAUCAAAACUAGCUUUAUGCAAGAUAUCAUUUACUGGUAUGUCCAAUCCACAGGUGGUACCGUGUCUUCUGUUUUAACAAAUAAAGACAUCAUUUCUAUCUCUGUUCAAAAGAAAUUAAAGUUUUUCAAAAGGGCAAUUACUGCUGCUUCUUCAACCGAUGAUACCUUAGACGACCCAAGUCUCUACUACACUGAUGAAUACAAUUUAACUUCGAAAACGUUGGUCUUGAGAGGUGUACAAAGAGUUUCUUAUUUGGCCAACAUUGAGAUCUCAAACUUGUUUAUGACUGGUAUCAUAUUCUUUCUCUUCAUUGGGUUUGUCUUGAUUUUUCUUAUUUCAAUUUUCAAAGGCUUUUGUGAGAUUCUAAUUCGUUCGGGAACAUUAAAAGAGCACAGAUUUGCCAACUUUAGGGCUAAUUGGUAUUUAGUUAUAAAAGGUUCAAUUUACAGGUACUUUGAUAUUACUUUUUCGACUAUUGUUUUGCUCUGUUGUUGGGAAUUCACGCAGAAUAACUCCAGUGGUUGCUUAGCCUUUGCCAUUAUUAUUUUUGGCUGUAUAAUGAUUCUUAUGGGAUUUGCUACUAUACGGAUUUUCUUGGAGGGACUAAAGUCGAUUUCCCAGUUCAAGAAUCCUGCUUACCUUCUUUUCGGUAAUGACAAGUUCUACUUCAAAUACGGAUUCUUGUACACACAAUACCUAGCAAAGAGAUAUUAUUGGGUCAUCAUAAAUUUUGCAUACCUAUUCAUCAGGGCUUUAUUGAUUGCUGUUUUGCAAAAUCAAGGUAAAGUAUGUGCUGUUAUCAUUUUCGCCAUUGAAAUCAUACAUACGGCUAUAAUUAUAGUCUUCCGUCCAUACAUGGAUAAACGUACAAAUAUCUUCAACAUAUUCAUCGCCGUUAUCAAUUUGGUGAAUUCCGUUUUCUUUUUGUUUUAUUCUAAUGUUUUCAAACAAAAACCAGUUGUUUCCUCUGUUGCUGCAGUGGUUUAUUUCGUAAUGAAUGCAGUUUUUGCUUUGAUUCUAUUGAUUUUCACAAUUGUUACAUGUACAAUUGCAUUAUUACAUAAGAAUCCAGAUGUCCGUUAUCAAACUGUUAAGGAUGAUCGUACGGCAUUUAUGACUUUUGAAACUAAAAAUCAAGAUGACGACGUUGAAUUGGCGGCUUUGGGUGCAACCGCAAUGGCAGGUCAAGACAGAUCUUCAUAUGGUAACAAUGAAAAAACAAUGCUGACCACCGAACAAUACAAAAAUAAUUUGGAUAGUAAAUCACAUCUUGAACCAUACAAUCCAAAUUUCAGCAAGGACAGUGGUCUCGGCAACUAUAGAACGGAUAGAGUCAAUCCAUUUGAAAACGACGACGAGAUCUCUUAUAAUGGAUCCUCCACUUCGGAUUCAUAUGAUAGGCAAAAUCCGUUUGGCAAUAGGAAUGCAACUCGUUCUGGAGAUGAACCAAGGCGUUACUUAUGA
Molecule: messenger RNA, 2187 nt
Organism: Pichia kudriavzevii
Lineage: Eukaryota; Fungi; Ascomycota; Pichiomycetes; Pichiales; Pichiaceae
Exons: 1
Coding region: 1-2187 (728 amino acids)
Biological process (GO): fungal-type cell wall biogenesis; transmembrane transport
Source: RefSeq, a predicted model, not a curated record